Aureobasidium uvarum is the source of this 2214-nucleotide messenger RNA. The record is from the annotation of a GenBank genome assembly. NCBI's taxonomy places the organism in Eukaryota, Fungi, Ascomycota, Dothideomycetes, Dothideales, Saccotheciaceae.
AUGGCGUCCGCGUUUGGUGGAGGGGCGGUAGACCCAGAGACGCUGUAUACCAAGCAGGCCUGCAUUGCUUCGGCAAGGUGUACAAAGGUGNUUGAGAAACGUACCGGCCAAGCUGUUGCUAUCAAAGUCAUCGACGUGGAAAAUGCAGAAGACGAAGUCGACGACAUCAUCCAGGAGAUCUCCAUCCUCUCUGGUCUCAACUCUCCCUACACGACAAAAUACUACGGAUCAUAUCUCAAGGGCUCCGACCUGUGGAUCAUCAUGGAAUACUGCUCUGGUGGCAGUUGUGGUAACCUCAUGAGGCCUGGCAGCAUCCCCGAGGAUUACAUUAUCAUCAUCAUUCGAGAAUUGCUCAUGGGUCUGGAAUAUCUGCACAAUGACAACAAGCUUCACAGAGACAUCANNAAGCUUGCCGACUUUGGUGUUUCUGGCCAACUCUCUGCAACCAUGACAAAGAAGAACACUUUCGUAGGAACCCCAUUCUGGAUGGCUCCAGAAGUCAUCAAACAAUCGGGAUACGACCACAAAGCCGACAUUUGGUCUCUUGGUAUCACUGCCCUGGAACUCGCCUAUGGAGAACCCCCCUACGCCGACAUCCAUCCCAUGAAAGUCCUUUUCCUCAUUCCGAAGAACCCUCCUCCUCAACUCGAGGGCGAGUUUAGCCAAGCUUUCAAAGACUUUGUCAAUCUUUGCUUGCGCAAGGAGCCCAAGGAGCGACCCAGUGCCAAAGAACUCCUCAAACACCCUUGGAUUCGCAGGGCCAAGAGGACCACAUAUCUGACAGAGCUAAUUGAAAGAUACGAACGCUGGCAGGCGCGUCACGGUGGUCGCGAAGAAGAUGACGAUGAUAUCCGUGAAGUCUCGCCUCCACGCACUUCUGACGAAGAAGAUCUUUGGGAUUUCGGCACGGUUCGACCACUUUCUCGAAGAGCACCGGGACUGAAAGUCAUGAAUGAGGCCGCCAUGAACACUCGUAAUCAGACAUCUGUCCCUGAGCCUCAGUCUCCUAGCAAGCAGUCCGAUUCUAGAGUCGGUGAAGAGAAUUCGAGUCGUCGCACUGUCCGAGCAGCACCCAGCAUGCCACCACCACCUCUGCCUAGGGACCUGUCUCCCUCAAAGCGGCCAAGCUCAUCGUCAGGUGCUGUGCCUCCUUCUCCCAGUGUUGCUGCUCGGGUCCCUCUACCUGCCUCACCCAUCAAGAAAGUAAUGUCGCAAGCACAACCUGAGGCUCCACGCACCCCGCAGUCGACCAACUCGAGAUACAUGGCCAGUCAGGCACAGUUGAAAUCGCCCCCGCAACAGAUCAAUGAUGAUUUUAUCCAGCAGUCCAUUGCUGCAGACAUGACUACUUACAUGAAUGGUCUUUCCAUAAAUGAAAGAACGAAUGAGCUGGCCAGGCCUUCAACGCCAUUGGCCCAGAAGCAGACCAGCACAUCGAACCACAACUUGUCAAGAUCUCCAGAAAAGCCAACUUAUGCUCCAUUCCCGCUCGAGAGAACAUCUUCAUCCUUCAGUGUCCAACAGCAGCAUCACCAGCAGCAACACCUACAGCAACCACAACAAGCACGGCCACAGCAACAACAACCUCUACCAGCGCUGGCACCUCGGAGAGCAAGUCCAUCUGCAUGGCCCGGAACUCCCACAGCAUCAAAACCGCAAGCGUCGGAAUCGCAAGGCAGAUUAAGACAAGACUCGGACGUUCAGAUCAGAGCAAGACAAGGUUCAGACGCCCAGGCCAGAUUGGAUGCCCAGACCAGAGCCAGGCAAGGCUCCGACGCUCAACUGAAGACGCAGCAAUCCUUUGACUCCAUGCACAGCAGUUCGUCAAGCAGCAGACCCUCUUCAUCCUCUUCGUCAUCAAUGACCGGACCUUCAACCUUGGCACCUCCUCCCCAGAAUGACGAAAUCACUGCUCUGUCAGGUGUUGUGAUUCCUGCCCUCGAAGCCGCUCUCCACCGUCGCGCAUACCAGCUCUCACAGCUGCAAAAGUCAGCAAGCACCCCAUCGAAACCCGCGCCUUCUCCACAAGACAUUUUGCUCAAGAGGCAGGCACACGAGCAGAUCCGCAGACUGGUCUCCAAGGUGGGCCGUCUGAUGAAGGACAUUGACCACUGGGACAGCGUCGCGCCCGUGGGCAUGGGCGACGGCGUCGAAGGAUUCCUAGAAGGUGUGUUGGAGGAGGUCUUGUGCCGUGUAGAGGCCGAAGAUGCUUGA